Molecule: messenger RNA, 2480 nt
Organism: Bactrocera neohumeralis
Lineage: Eukaryota; Metazoa; Arthropoda; Insecta; Diptera; Tephritidae
Exons: 7
Coding region: 653-2368 (571 amino acids)
Biological process (GO): proteolysis
Molecular function (GO): serine-type endopeptidase activity
Source: RefSeq, a predicted model, not a curated record
UCAGCGCUUAUGCUGUACAGAUUUACUGCUCCGGUUUCGUCACACUGCUGCUAAGGUUAACCGAAACGGCGCUAUUCUUUGCUGCAUACAGAAAAGUUUAUAAAACAGUUUUUUUCGCCGCAUUAGCAUAUAUUGUUGUUGCGCAGUACUACAUAUGUUUAUCAUUUAUUCAUUCUCCACUUGCUGCCUUUCCGUAUUUCCGGCCUUUAUACGCUCAAAUAAACACAAUUUUUUUGAAACCGUUUCAAUAACGAGUUGAGCGCGAAACGUGUUGGUUGAUAAAAGCUACUCGUGGGAAGCUGUAGUUUUAACGGAAAAAAUAAUUAUAUUUUCAAAACUGUAGAAAAGCAGUGUAUUUUAAGCAGUUCACACUACUAUAUAAGUGCAGAUGUGCAAAUAAAUCAAAAUAAAAAAUUACUUUUUCGAGUGCGCGCCCAUGCAAGUGAAGCCAAUCGAAGCCCAAUUUGUAGAUCGAACUAAUUAAAUCUGUCCGUUUUCGCAGUUGGACGCUUAAACUUGUCUAUUAGCGUCAACACUGACGCAGAACUGUCUGCGCUGAAUGUGCUGUGUGUACAACAACAAUAAGUGUGUUAAAGCUUUUAUUAAAAAUAUACAGGUGUGAAUAAAAAUAAAAAAAAAAAAUAAAUAAACAAUGCGCCGGUGGAGUUGUUUGCUGAUUUUGUAUACAUUUUAUAAAGUCAUCCUCGGCAUUUCCCUGUCCACCGGUGUGCCCAAAUGUAAUUGCAUACCCGUUAAAGAGUGCGAACCAAUUGCUUAUUUGCUCUUGAAUCACAAACCACAUGAAGCUGACAUGAUAUACAAAAUAGUACAGAGUGCCGGUUGUGGUUAUGCCGGUCUGGAUCCGCUUGUGUGUUGCCCCACCACCUAUGCAAACCACAAAAUUACGACGCGACUACAUGCAACCGACAUCGAUGCCUACCGCAGCACAGAUCCCGAUGUUUGGGUGUGGGGCAGUACACAAUUUCCAACACGCAUUGACGCACUCACCGAAAUGUUGUUGGCCGCAAGCUCCACCACCGAUGGCAGAACAACUAAACGCAGAUCUAAAGAAUUUUACGAUGAAACGGAUGUGUUUGAUUUUAUAGAUCCAAAAACACAAAGAAACUUUCCACAUUCAUUCUACGAAGAAUCAGUUGCCUCCCAUGAAGUGAAUGGUGAGGGAAAGAAACACUACGGAAGUGGAGGUUCGGAUCAAAAAAAUUUCAAGCAACAUUCACAUAAGCAUCACCAUAAUUUUGGCGAAGAUAGUUACUUUCCACAUCACAAUCACCAUCAUGAAUACGAAUACGAUCGUGAAAAUGUGUACGAUAGCAAUGAAUAUGGCGCAGGUGAAGAGGAAUAUCCACGCAUUUUCUUUAGACCCAUCAAUGAUGGUCCCAUUGUUUAUCCGGAUGAUAGACGCUUAAAUCGGCCACUAAAAUUUCCAACAAUAACAGUAACAACAACAACUACGACGACUACAACAACGACAACCACUACUAAGAAGCCAACGCGUAAACCGUUAGAACAAUCCAAAGUGAAUGUAGCACGCUGUGGCAUGCCUGAUAUGGACGCCGGCACUGGCGAACGCUUGUACCCCUGGAUUUCGCGCAUAGCAUACAUUAAUAAAACCAGCAAUGUCAUCAGCUACCGUUGUUCCGGUUCCGUUGUCAGUCAAUCGCAUAUUCUCACCGCGGCGCACUGUGUCAUAAAUCUCGUGAGCGAUCUGCAGCUCUCUCAUGUGCGCAUCGGCGGUGUGGCACUGUCCCCAAAUUGCACUGCCAACAGCACCGAAAAUUGCACUAUUGCAUCGCGUAUCUAUCAAAUCGCCGAAGUACGCGUACAUCCCAGCUAUGAUCAGCCGAAGUACGCCAAUGAUAUUGCAUUGGUGAAAAUUAUCGGCGAAGCCAAUGAUUACACACCCAUUUGCUUACCACCAAAUCUAUCGGCUUCUGUACGUGAUCAGCUUAUAGGCAGCCCUGGUAUAGCGCUCGGAUGGACAGCGGAUGUUGAAGGUAGCGACACAAGUAGUCCACGGGUGCGUUAUCUGAAUUUGCCGAUCGUAAAUACGACUGAGUGUGCAAUUACCUAUGCGAAGUUCAGUGAGAAUUUCAAUGAUCCCAUCGUAAUCACGCCUUCACAGUUGUGUGCUCAAGGUGGCCCAAUGAAUGACGUUUGUAGAGGUGACAGUGGUGGUCCGUUCAUGGAUGAUGGUUCCUCCGGUCUCAUAAAUACAAGUGGCCGUCAUACUUUAUUGGGUAUUGUGGCUUUCGGACCGACAAAGUGUGGUAUGUCGAAUAUACCAGGAGUUUAUACGCGAGUUAGCUCCUACUUAGGAUGGAUCAUAGAAAGUAUUAGCUUAAGUUAGAUUGUUUUUUUUAGCAACAUACAUUACAAUUGUAUUAUAUAAUUUUUGUUUAUAAAAUUUCUUAUGACAUUGUUAAAUAUUAAGAAUUGAAUAAAUAUUUAUUUUAGAAGUA